UUUCUCGUCCGCCUUCCCUCUCCCCUCCCCUCCUUCCUUGUUUUCGCUCCUAGGAUGGGAUGGGCGUUAAUUCUGUGUUUCACAUCACGCGCUGCGAACGUUUUUCUUCCUCCGCAGCCAGCGCGGAUGGCGCGGCGGCGGCGGGGCGGCCGCGGGGCUGGGGGCGCCGCGCCUGCCGGGGGGCGGCCGCGGCCUCCGCCGCCCUCCCCCGCCCGCCCCCGCCGCUCGCACAGCGCCCCGAGCACGACCUGCCGCCCGCCACGCACGGCGCUUACGGGCCCGGCCCGCGCCCCCCUCCCCGGGGCCGUCCCGCCGGGAUGGCCGCGGGGCCGCCGCCGCGCCGUGUGCCCUCCGGGACCCGCGGAAGGGCGCGGGGCGCUUUUCCCGCCCCUCCCGCCUGGCAGCGCGGGGGAGGCCCGGACGAGAACCUGCAGAGCGCCGGCCUGCACGUCGCCGGCGGCAGCGGGCGGGAGCCGGGGCGCUGCGGCGCGGCUUGCGGCGGCGCGGGGAGCGCGGCGGGAUUGGGGGAGGUCGUCACACGCGGGGCUGUCACGCACAGCCCGCCGCCGCCUUUCGGGACUCUCCGCCCCGCCGUCAAUUGUCAGUGCUCCCCAACCGCAAUCAAUCAGUUAUUUGUCAGCCCCUGUCAAUCCGCCCUUGAUUUAUGUCAGCUUUUGUUGCUGAUUACAAGCCUGGUGUGACUUGAAGGGGGAAGGAGAGAGAGGGAAGAAGGAAAGAAAACAGAGGGAGAGACAGGCUCCUCGGGAGAAAAAGCCUUUUAAUUUACGGAAUAAAUCCUUGGAGUAAACUGGAUUUGUUUGCCAGCGGCCGGUAGCCCUCCUCGGCCCCUCACCGCCCUGUCGGGGAGGGUUGCUGGACUCCUCUUCCCCUUCCCUCUUCGUCCUCUUCGAAAGUGUCCUUCGUCCCUGCACCCGCUGGGCUGAACCGGUCUCCGGCAGCGGGGGCCUGGGGAGGCGGCCCCUCGCCUUAACGAGAGUGUUGGUUCGCCAUUUAUGUGUUUGAUUUUCAGCUAGACUGUGUUGAGAGCCUUCUGAGUACGCACACGGUGUCCACCCGGGCGCUACACACGUCCUGCUUUGUGCCUGUGCGCUCCCGAAGGGUACCGAGUGCUCUGCCCUCAACCCCAUUUUUACUGGUGCCGGCGGAUGCCCCGAGCGGAAUCCGCAGCCCCUCAAGUCGCUGGGUAGCCUUUUUCUUUUCUCUUUGUACUUUGCUUCCCACUAUCCCCCCACCUCCUCAUCCCGUAACAUUUUUUCACAGGCAAAAUGUGUUAAUCAAUCUUUUACUUUUGUUUCCGGAUCUGACAUGGUGGCCCACACAAUCUACAACAUUAACAAAAAGGUCACUUAGAGAUAAAAUACGUUUGACAAGUGAAGAACAAGGCAAGUGCUUUAGGGGUCGCGUCCAAUUCCUGACCUGGACUCCAACCAGAACAGGCGCUGAUCCUGGAAGGGUUGGACGAGAGGAAGGACUUUCACUUUCUCACGUUUAGAUCUGCUGAACCAAGUCCUUUUUCUUCCCUUGAAACACCGAUCUGCCCCGGUCCCUAAACAGAUGUGUCAGAUAGUCUUUAAUGACCUGCUCUUCUUACGAGGUAUAUGUAAAGCAGGUUUUCCUCGGUAUCCCCCCUUCCCCCGCUCCCGCCAAGCGGUACCCUUUAAAUCUUGCAGCGCAGGCGGGAGAGGGCGGAUGCCUUCUGUUAAUGGGACACCUGAUAACACCAGAUAAGACCUCCUUAUCUCUUCCUCCACCCAUCCUCCUCUGAGGCACAUCACCUGUGAAUGGGCCAUUUAAGGCCUCUCACAUGACUGAUAACAUCACCUCAUUCCACUGUGAGAUGCUCCACCCAGUGGGAGGAGCCAAAGCCUUUCCACCGGGAUAAAACCUGCAAUCCCAAACACCAAGGGAGCCUGUUUCCACUGGAUUCCCAGAGCAUGACUGGACCCUUUCUGGAGGAUCAUCUCUCCUUCAAUGGAGCCACAUCUGUCUCUCCAGGAGGACUCACUUUGGGCUGCUUCCAACACCCUGACCAAGAGGGUGUCAGGUUUGCAUUCUGACUCUGUCAGGGGUCCUUUGUACUAUUGCAUUUAUCUUAUUUUGUUUUAUGUUCACCCUUUUUUGUUGUUUGUUUCUUCCCUCCCUAUUAAAUUGUAUU
Messenger RNA from Prinia subflava (tawny-flanked prinia), 2176 nucleotides. RefSeq lists its product as uncharacterized. NCBI's taxonomy places the organism in Eukaryota, Metazoa, Chordata, Aves, Passeriformes, Cisticolidae. Bases 60 to 701 code for a protein of 213 amino acids. The record is from RefSeq and is a predicted model, not a curated record. The transcript has 2 exons.